AUGGCUGUACCGUCAAUUACUAAGCUACAACAAGUUGAAAUUUCCAGUACGUCCCACCCGAGACAACUAGUGGGGGGACACUUGCAGCCCACGACGUUUCGUCCGCCAUCCUUGUUUUCCCUAUUCGGAAGAAGGAGUGACGAUGGUCAAAAUACCGUUGACAUUAUUCCUCAACAAAUUGUUUACCACCAAAGCCCCCAGGCCCGUAGUAUUCAAGUUUAUCCAACACAGCAAAUAGUGUCGCAGCAGCAACCUCUCACAAUUCAGCAGUAUCAUCAGACACCCGUUCAUCAGUUUGCUCUACCAGCACAACCACCGAAUCAGCAAAUCGUUUACCACCAAUCACAAGUGAACCAAAAUCAGCUGAUUCAGCAGGCAGCUUCACAGGUGCCUCAACAGGCUAGACAUAAUCAACUGAUUGGGUAUUCCGCUCCUCAAGCAUCUCAAACUCAACUCCAAGUAAACCCUUAUAUCCUCCAAGCACAACCAACACAAAUAAUCCAGCAGCAGCCGUCAAAUAAUGGGUACAUUCCUUUAAAUCUCAGUCAAAAGCAGUACCGCGAUCAGUUACUUUACAACAAUUACUUGUAUUCGAAGAAACUUCAACAGGACCAGCUCAGCAGGCAACAGAACAGGUUCGAUUUGUCUAGGAAUCAAAACUCCUACGCUGUAUUCGGUUAGGCCUUUCUGAUUUUCUAACGCUAUUCGGGAGCUUUACUACUAUAUUCUAGUUAUUUAUUGAGUAUUUAUGUGACAAAUAGUGAUGGGCAGUAUUAUGAAAAGCUUGUGAAUUAAUUAUUUUUUAAGAGGAAAUUCAGUGUUGUACCUACUUGCCAGUUCACCUUUCCAAGAAUGUGGCCUGAGUUGUUUGAAUAACUCGAAUAGUAUAACAACUUUUUUAUAUUGUUAACGUACUGUUUAUUAAAGAAAACCAUUAUGUAAUCCAAAAUAGGCUUUGUUGCUCUUUCUUCUUUUCCUCUUUCUUUCAAUGGCUUCUUUCUCUCUUCUUUUCUCCCUUAUUCUUCAUCUACUUUUGUCUUUCCAUCUUUUUUUUUCUAUCGCUCUCCCUACCUUCAUACUUUAUUGAUUUCAUUCUCCUCUGCUCCCAUUUUUCAAGUUUUAAGUUACUGUUGACUUGAUAUCCGUUUACUUCAUUUUUCUGUCUGUAAGAAUGUACUUGUAGAGUAACAAUUCUGGUAGUGUUCACUAAAAUUUUUUUUUCAAGAUAUCUGGAUUUUUUUCAGAGCUAUAUAACUUUCAGUCGCUCCUCCUUACUCCUGAAUACUAACAAAUUAAUUCCAAUAUUUCUUCUCUAUUAACUACUGCUCUUGUACAUGUUGAAGAACUACUAUUUCUUAUUCUUUCUUUUUGUUUUCCUGUUUCACUAGUCCCUAUUUCUGUUCUUUGUCUAGACAUUUCCAGAUACCUAUUUAGAAACAACAACUGUCACAAAAUUCAUCAGCUUUUGAAUACUAGUUUUGUUCUGAGUAAUUCUUUUCUCUAGUGCUCUUAUGAUGAUUUUUGCAUAACGUUCUCACACCAAUAUUUUGAUUUUUGUGAGGAGAAUAAGAAUUUAGGAAUAUGCCAAGAAGGUACUGUCACAAAUUUCCUCUAAUACUAGCUAAUAUUUAUAGUCCCCAUAGGAAGCAAACUGUGAAAAACUUUGAAAAAUAUUUUUGAAGACUCUCAUAAGGAAUCUCAAUAUGUUAUCAGGAUCCUCAGAAUUGAAUUUCAAGGCAAAUUAUCAAACUCCCAGAACCUUCACAAUAUGGUUCAUCAUUGAACUUGAUAGUAUCCAUUUGGCAUUGCAGGAAAAGCGAAAGUCGACUUCGAAGCUUGGCUUUGCAACAAUAUUCUUUGAUAUUCGUGAUUUGGGUUUUCUGGCUAUUCUUCAAAUGGCAUCCAUUGAAUCUAGAAUAUGAUAUACAGGGUGUCAUUUUAUGAAAAUAAGUUCAUAUGAACGUAUGUUUUAACUUGCUUCGUUUCCGAAUGUUUUACUAACAAUAUUGUUUUCAAUCAAUAAUCCACAAUUAUUUCCGCUGAAUUUGAUUACACCACGUGUAUUUUUUAUGAGUAACAAGCGGCUCCUUUACAUGAAAUUAUAUUUGGAAUUUUAAUUCCAGUGACUUCGCAGGGGGUUACUUCAUUGCUAUUUAUGGUAGAAAUCAUUUUACGCACUGUUUCCGCUAAGUUUAAUAUCAUUUGAAAUAGCUACACUUCAUCUUGUCAGAGUCAGUGACGUAGAAAUGGGGAUCUCGCAUCAUUCAAGUUCAAAAAUAUGUUUUGAUAUUCGCCGCCAUUUGAACAAACUUAGAAAUAUGCCUAAUUCUGAUUUUUUAGUCAUUUUCAUCUACAUCUGUAGCAAAAAUAAGCGAUUUGAAAUAUCUCUAAAAUAAUUAAUUCAAAGGGUUCAACUCUGAGGAUCUAAAUGGUCAUGACUGAUGUCCCCUACGACAUAUCCACUGGCGAGCAGAAGUAUCAGUUAAUAUUCACGAGCGGUGACACUGAAAUAAGCAGAUGCCUCGUCUUGCAUAAACCACAUCUUUCGUCUCACUAUCCUCUAUUAAUUCUGGUACAUCCUCUAUCUAUUCUGGCAAUGUAUCUUCUAGAAAUUGUCUAUACAUCACACUAUUGAGUUGAGGAGGAAAAAAAUGCGGUCUUUCAAGAUGAACACCAAAAAUUCCCGCCCAGACGUUCACUGAAAAUUCUUGCUGAAAUCCACUUUCUACAGUAGCAUGAGGAUUGUCUUAGGCCCAAGAAUGAUUGUUAUGUUAAUGAUGACAUGCCUUGAUAAACUUGCCUCAUCUGUGAAUUAAACUUCACGAGUAAAAUUGGGAUUUUGUACAAUUCUUUCAAGGAACCACUGACAAAAAUCCUAAUGUCUGGGAAAAUCUUGCGGUACCAGUUCCUGUGCCCGUUGCUUGUGGUAUGAAUACAAUGAAUUUGUAUGCAACACUUUCCAAACACUUCGAGAACUGAUAUUGCAAUGUGCAGCAGCUAAUUUUUGGGUACUUGUUGAAGAAUUACCAUCAAUUCUUGAAGAAUUGCUUCCUGUUUCGGUCUACCAGGACGCUCAGCCUGUUUUGUUAAAGAUUCAGUUUCGUGCAGUCUAUAACGUGUAAUCUGGUGAAAGUUCUUUAUCCCGGAUUAUAUCUGUUAGGACAUAUUUCUUGAUAGGUAUUAUUAAAUUGAUAUUAUAUACUAAUACAACCGUAUUUGUACGCUAAAACAAUUUGAUUAUACUAGUUGUCACCUACUGUCAAAAAAUUUCACUCUAUUAGUGAUUCACGAUAUUAGUGAUAUUAGUGUCACUUCUGUGGUUAACAAUCAGCAUCUUCCUAUUGUUGGUAUUAUUUUUAAAUUACUCGAAAAAAGUAGAAAAAAGACCCUAUUAACAUCUUGAAAAUAUCUAGAAUGUUGUGCAAGCAGUGGUUAAAUCGUUUUUCACUUUACAUUUCGGUAAUAAAGUUAUAAGUUAUUUCAAAGUAAAUAUUUUGUAUCCAUUAUUUCAAUACAUAUAUUCAAUCUUUAUUUCGAUUCAAUAAUGUUCAAAAGUAAAAAUCAUAAAAAAAUGUUUGAAGGAAAGCUUCCACACAAAUGCACUAAAAAUGAAAAACUAAUUUCUUUCAUUGUUUGACCUGGGGUAUUCUGUGAG
Molecule: messenger RNA, 3655 nt
Organism: Leptinotarsa decemlineata (Colorado potato beetle)
Lineage: Eukaryota; Metazoa; Arthropoda; Insecta; Coleoptera; Chrysomelidae
Gene: Skeletor
Product: DM13 and DOMON_DOH domain-containing protein skeletor
Source: RefSeq, a predicted model, not a curated record